CAAAAACCAAGUGGCACCCUUAAACUGGUAAUAAAUGGUUGGUUAUUGUUCUGUCGUUACAUUGGUUGCACUGCGAAUUAGUGUGUAUUGGUGUGUGUAAUUAAGAAGUCAAAUUCCAACAAAAAAGCAAAACCAAGUACAAUCAAAUAGGUCUAAAUAAUUGUGGAGAAAUGUUUUUAACGCACUAAAUUUGCAUCGAAUUUGUGUUAAACCGUUGUUACUUAAAAAGUGAAAGAUGAAGUUUUGCUUCAAGGAAAAUGUGCAGCAAACAAAAUGAAGUGAAGAAAACGAAAACGGUCUCUCAAAAAAACGAGAGAAGCAAGAAAGUGUCAUUCGUCUAUUGCUACUGCUAAAAAGCAAAAGGCGAAAACAAGAUAGAAAAAGUAGUUAUUUGAAUUAUCCCAAUUAUCUGAAUCAUAAUAAUAAUAAAAGGACCGUAAGGGCCGAACCUUUAUAGAGGUGCGUCGAACUUAUAAAAUGUCGAAUUCUUCAGCGACUAAAGCAGAGCUGAGCACUGCCAAUACCAAUCCCACGCAAGCUUCUUCAAGCAAUAACAACAACAAUCACAACUGCAACAGUAACAACAGCAAUGCAGAGCAGCCACAGACGAAACGACAAAAAAUUGAAAAAAUCAAAUCGAAUCAGAAUAAAACUGCUAAAGUUAUUAAAUCAGCUUCCUCCAAAGUGGUGACAACUGCAGCAACAUCCCUGCCGCCUGACAUUAUUGAUACCGGUGGUUUACGCUGCUCAUCGCUUUCGUCUUCCGCCAAUUCAAUUUCGACACCCAGUUCGACAAACAAUUCUCCCACCUCUACCCCUGGUGGAUCACGUGCCACAUCGUUUUCCCAUUUAUUAAAUGAACAAGGAACGGUAGCCCACAUUCUGCCAGGAGUAAUAGAUAGUAAAAGCAGUGCAAGUGUUAACAUGUUAACCAAUCCGGAAAUGCCAACAAAGUGUGCAUCUGGCAUCAGUUCAGACGAAGUGGACCGAAUACCGUGCCAGAUGCCAGAUCUACUUCCGAUCACUAUAAAAGCAACCAAUUCCAAGCUUUUAACAACGAAAGCUAUUCAACAAAAAGAGACGCUAACAGAUGCUACGCUAAGAUUAGCUGCAGCUCAUUCUGAGGACAUGCGGGAAUUUGAAGCUUCGUUAAACAAACAAUGCCUAUGUGGUGUAUCUGAACGUACGCUUAGAAAACCGUUUCAAUCACAUUACUCGCUGGACGCGAAUGGACAAAAACGAAUUGCUAACCUCUCGGAAUGGCCAACGGAAAAACUUUUGCAAUUCCUUUCUAAUUUACAACUUUUAUUCGAUAUAUAUCUAAAACAAAAUUCGAAAGGAUUUAUAUGUGCACGUAUAAUGGAUGUCUGCGAUGUUCUUAUUCGUAACGAUCACAAUCUCAUUGAUGAAAUUAUUAUUUUGUCUGGGUACAAUAACGAAUACGUACAAUUUUUGGCUGCCAGAGUAUUGGCCUCAUUUUUGGUGAUCGCAAAGCAGGAGUUGGAUGAUAAUUGGCUUAAACAUUUGGUUGACAAUCUUUUUAUUUUUGAAAGGCUCGAUAGCGCGGCUGUACAGAAAAUCCAUUUCAGUUUGGAGAUCAUCAAAAGGAUAGUUGAGUGGAAAGAUCUUGACAUGCAUCCGCUUGAAGAUGAAAUUGCAGAUACGCAAGUAAGCAAUGAUGCUCAUACCGAACAGUCUAGAAAUGUUUCAAUCGCCAGUACUAGUGGCAGUGGUGGUAGUGAUUCUUUAGAUCCCGAAAGGUUUUUUCAUUUUCAACCACAACAACCAACAUUAGAAACGAACUACUUCGCAUUGCAGUUUCGUGGCGCUCUUAAUAAUACAGUCAGACACAAUCAAGAAGAUGAGGAUGGCGGAGAGGAAGAUAUCGAAAACGAUGAAGACGAUCUGGAUGAAGACGUGUUAGAGGAAAGUAUGGUUCAGGCGCAUGCGCGUAGGCAUCAUCAUCAUAUAUCACAAAUGUCGAUGCAACAUCACCAUCGUCAACAAUUUCCCUCAUACGGUAUAUUAGAAACGAACAUGCAAAACAACACAAGCUAUCUAUCUGCUAUACCCUACGAUCCAUCCAACUCGGUGGAGCAUUUUAUUAAUGCUCCUCCACAUACCUAUAAUCAAGAGAUAACUAUGCACCAAAACGCCCUGGAAGAAGACCAUCCCCACUCAUCGUUGUUGUUUAAUACUCACACAGCACAUCUAUCGAAUACAGUUAACGCAACAGAACUGAAUGAAGAUAUUAGCGAUGCGCAAUCGCAUCCCACUAAUCCCUUACCGCCUUCGGUUUUAUCAACAGGUUGCCAAAUAAUCACACUUACCGACUCUGAGAGUUUUGACACGUCACAUCUGAAAGGCGUCACAAUAAAAAUACUCGAAAACAAAUGGCCAGCACUGGUGAAGAAUAUGUCUGCGCUUAUUGUAAACCAUAUGCAUAUCGAUCACGCGGAACAUUGCAUACUUAAUUUCCUACAACUUUGGGAAAACAUAAUUUCUGUUAAGGCGAAUCUUUCUGUGGUCGAAACACGUCCGUUCUAUGCACAGCUAGAUAGAUUUGAAUUACUACUACAACAGCAACAGCUAUCAUGCACUAUCUACAAGCAGUUACUGUGCUUAUUUAACGAAGCACUCUGCUACGGUUCAACGCUGGCACUGCAGGACAUGUUGCCGGUGGAAACAUGUCGUUUGGCGCAGAGAAUUGUGCGGCAUGUAAAGGAGGCACGUAUACUGGACUCUCUACCAAGACGUCAGCCCGAAAAUAUGGUCAGUUUUUUGGGUUUCAAACGAGUGACUAUUACUUAUCAAGAGGAUACACCGAUAUCGAUCAAUCUAUCUACGCCACCUGUUGACUUGAAUAACUCCAGUUCUACUGCGCCGAAUAGACCGAUUCAUUUAGAUGCAAAUACCAUUGAAAUGGAUAGAACAAUACUGCAGAAAAUGGUGCUGCUAGUGCUCAAAUCUGUUGCUGUAACUGUAAAAGAGAUACGCAGCGAUUCAUCGGACUCUUCCAUUGACUCUCAUGAUUGUGAUGCCUAUCAAGACAUGGUGCUGAUAGAGCGUUCUAUACGCGAUGUGCUGAGGAAGUUGGAGUCAUUUAUAAAACACAAACUAGAAUUUCAUCCUGAAUGUCAUUUUAGCAAAAUACUCAUACAUCUAUUCGAUGAUCAAGAUGAUCAUUUAAUUGAAGCGAUGGUUUGUACUUUGGACGUAACAGCUGGCAUUUCAUUUCGCAAUAAUGCAUUUCCUGAGCUUGUAUCGAUGUUGAAUCCCGUGUACACGUUUCUAGAGUUCCUUAAAAUGAUAUCCAACAGCUCAGACCUUCUACUGGAUCUACUUGUUAGCAAUGAGACUUGUUUCCUGCUGUACUUGUUGCGUUUUUUAAAAUAUAUCCGAGCCAACUGGGAUAUGUUCCUGCGCAGUUGCCAUGAUUUUGGUAUGGGUGCGCCUACCCUAGACGAAGCAAUGAGUGUCCUGAUACGCUUGCGCCUACACAUCUCACGUCUUGUAGCUCGACAACUGUAUCCCUAUGAUAUAUCACCUGUGCUCAGGCUGCUAGAAAGCUGCGAAGGUCUUUACGAAGGCAACGAUCGCAGUCUAACGUGAAAUGUUCCUCGGAUGGUACUCGUAAAAUCAAAAGUAGCUUAAAAUAUUUCGUCAGAAAAAGUUAUUUAUUUAUUUAA
Molecule: messenger RNA, 3689 nt
Organism: Ceratitis capitata (Mediterranean fruit fly)
Lineage: Eukaryota; Metazoa; Arthropoda; Insecta; Diptera; Tephritidae
Gene: lin
Product: protein lines
Exons: 3
Coding region: 478-3612 (1044 amino acids)
Source: RefSeq, a predicted model, not a curated record